AUGUCUGAAGAUGGUCAAAAUAAACAUGCAUCAAUUCUUAGAAAAUAUCCAACAUAUCGAGAUGAUUUCGUCAAUGGUAGUUGGAAAUGGAUAGAAGGAAGGCAAAUGGAUGAUAAUGCCGAAGGGUUAUGGCGAGUUCAUGAUAAAUUGUGCGAUUUAAAAAAAUUUGUAACUGCUCAUCCUGGUGGAAGUGAUAUCACGGAAGCUUUUGAAGCAUAUCAUUUGACUGAAAAAGCAUCAAAUAUUUUACAAAAAUAUUUUGUGAAAGAUGCAGAGUUACCACGUAACUACAAAUUUACCUUUAAAGAUGAUGGUUUUUAUCGAACUUUGAAACGUCGUGCUACAAAAGUUUAUGAGAAUAUGGAUAAAAGCUCUUUAUUAUUAAGGAAGUCGAAGUUGAUUUCUGAUUUGAAUCUUUUUCUAUUCUUUUUCACAUCGCUUUUGUUUGUGAGAAUGAGAGAAUGUUUUUCCAUUUCAUUUAGACUUGUAUAA
Clunio marinus is the source of this 492-nucleotide messenger RNA. The record is from the annotation of a GenBank genome assembly. Lineage: Eukaryota; Metazoa; Arthropoda; Insecta; Diptera; Chironomidae.